AUUCGACGUGGCGGAAUUAUGAUCAGACGCAAGAAGAGAGAGUUGUUCAUCUUCUCUUGUAGUCUAGUUCAUGUCCAAUCUCUGAAAUUGAAAAGUGGAAAUGGCAGUGCUGAGUCUACCAACAGCUCCUGUGAGUGUGAGUGUCCAAACAUCAAGACGCUACUGCGCUGUGGUAGCGCCCACCACAGUGGUAAUUCCUCUUUCCCUUCCAGGAAAAGGAAGAGGAAGAGGAAGAUUGAGGGUGAGAUGCAGUGCGGAAGUUGACAGCAGAGGAGGAGGAGGGGUUGUGAAUAUGGGCCCCGGGACUCCUGUGAGGGCAACCAACAUUCUGGUGGUCGGUGCUACCGGAACCCUCGGAAGGCAGAUUGUGAGGCGUGCUCUCGACGAAGGCUACGACGUUAGAUGCCUCGUCCGGCCCAGGCCUGCUCCUGCUGACUUCCUUCGCGAUUGGGGCGCAACCGUUGUCAAUGCUGACCUCACUAAGCCAGAGACAAUUCCUGCUACCUUGGUAGGCGUACAUACUGUUAUUGACUGCGCCACAGGUCGUCCCGAGGAGCCCAUCAGAACUGUAGAUUGGGAAGGGAAAGUUGCUCUGAUACAAUGUGCGAAAGCAAUGGGAAUUCAGAAAUAUGUCUUUUAUUCUAUCCAUAACUGCGACAAGCAUCCCGAGGUCCCCCUCAUGGAGAUCAAGUAUUGCACCGAGAAGUUCCUCCGUGAUUCUGGCCUCAAUCACACUGUUAUCCGCUUAUGCGGUUUCAUGCAAGGUCUUAUUGGCCAGUACGCUGUGCCUAUCCUUGAAGAAAAAUCUGUUUGGGGAACUGAUGCCCCCACCAGAAUUGCUUACAUGGAUACUCAGGAUAUAGCUCGCUUGACUUUUAUAGCCUUGCGAAAUGAAAAAAUCAAUGGCAAUCUUCUUACGUUUGCUGGUCCUCGUGCAUGGACAACCCAGGAGGUGAUAACAUUGUGCGAGAGGCUUGCAGGCCAAGAUGCUAAUGUUACUACAGUUCCUGUCUCCAUUUUAAGAAUCACUCGUCAGAUCACAAGGUUCUUUGAGUGGACAAGUGAUGUUGCUGACAGAUUGGCAUUUUCAGAGGUGCUUACCAGCGACACUAUUUUCUCUGUUCCGAUGGCGGAGACAUAUAAUCUUCUUGGUGUGGAUUCAAAAGAUAUAGUUUCAUUAGAGAAGUAUUUGCAGGACUACUUCAGUAACAUAUUGAAGAAAUUGAAGGAUCUUAAAGCCCAGUCAAAGCAAUCAGAUAUUUACUUCUGAAGAAAUUGAAAGCCAGGUAACAUGUAGGUAUUCAGACUUUCUUUUUCUUGUCUAUUUAAAAACGCUCCCGUGAUGUAUAUUAUUUUUUAUUUUUUUAUGGGCUAACAAUUGAUUUUGUUUGUCAAAAAUUGAUGUAUUCAUCCCGAGAAAAAAUCAUUUGUAUAUAAUAUCUGGAGAUAAACUAUUUGAUCAAAA
Molecule: messenger RNA, 1465 nt
Organism: Lotus japonicus
Lineage: Eukaryota; Viridiplantae; Streptophyta; Magnoliopsida; Fabales; Fabaceae
Product: protein HIGH CHLOROPHYLL FLUORESCENCE PHENOTYPE 244, chloroplastic
Exons: 7
Coding region: 101-1270 (389 amino acids)
Source: RefSeq, a predicted model, not a curated record